This is a messenger RNA of Epithele typhae, 1824 nucleotides long. RefSeq lists its product as uncharacterized. The transcript has 12 exons. NCBI's taxonomy places the organism in Eukaryota, Fungi, Basidiomycota, Agaricomycetes, Polyporales, Epitheliaceae. The coding region runs from base 1 to 1824 and encodes 607 amino acids. The record is from RefSeq and is a predicted model, not a curated record.
AUGGGCAACAUGUUGAGCUCACUGUGUCUGACAGUGAGCUUGCUGUUCGAGACAGUGAGCACCACUGGUAGCACAAUUGCCGACCUCGGUAACAAAAACUCGGUAUUGAAGGCCGGAGGACCAACAGUGAGCACCGGGAUUACCGAUCUCGGUAUUCAAACCUCGGCAUUGAAGGCCAGAGACCUCAGUAAUAAAAACUCGGCAUUGAAGGCUGGAGGUGUCCAAAAACUCGGUAAUGAGGACGAGCAAUGGAUACCGGUGGUCAAAAACUCGGCAUUGAAGUCUGGAGGUGACCAAAAACUCGGUGAAGGAUUCAGGCAGUCAAAAACUCGUGAUCAAAAACUCGGCAAUGGGUGCAAAAAACUCGGUAAUGAAUACAGGCAAUCAAAAACUCGGCAGUGUCGAAAUCUCGGUAAUGGAGGGACUGCCGGAAUCUCGGUAAUGGAAGGGCUGCCGGAAUCUCGGGGACAACUCGUACGACCGUCACAGACGGAGUACAAGCUCGUACGAGCUUCUGCAGUGUUUCAAUUCCGCCACCUUAACCAUGCCACGCACAGCAAUAAAACAAAGAGCACCUCGUACGACCGUUCCAGACAGGGUACAGACUCGCAUCAGGAAAAAACGACCUGUCUCGGGAGUGCACCCGAGGCUCGAGAGCAGUUCGAGCACGGCGUGACAAGUCCCCCUCUCUCGAGGCACGCGAGCUUGGCAGGGCGCCUCGCGGGCGCUCGGGAGACACAGCCGGCAGCUCGUCACUGUCCUGCUCUCUGUAUCUACAAUACAUGGUUCGACCCACCACACGACGUGGCAACAACCGAGAAUCGCGACGUCGUGAAGGCGCACCGAGCCAAGCACCCACUCGUCCAGCGGACGUGCGGCAGCGAGCGCGUCGAGCUCCACGAGGGCAGAUGGAGAGAAGCGUGGGACGCUCGACGGGUGGUCAGUGAUAGAAGUGGUGGAGGGGUUGACAAGCGGGGUCUUGCUUCCGCUGCGCUCGCGGAGGAGGAGAACGGUGUCCUGGUAGAGAACUGGGGCGUGGGGCCGAGCGCGGAGAGCCCGAUGGAGUUUGCAUGGUCCGCAAGCCGGUGGUCAGAACACAGUUACCAUCAAACCACGACGUACCACUGUCCAUUCCCCACCCACUUGACUUUGAGGGCAGGGAACACAUUUGAGGACGCGACGGUGCGAGCAAACGAGGUUGAGAUGGGCGAAGAAGAAAGAGAUGAAGUCCACGCCAGCUGGCAGAGCGCAAGAGGCGCGCUGGGCGACUGGCCUGGAGCGCGUUGGAGUUUGGCCCACCCCACACGUGCGGAGAACUGUGGUGAACGCGUGCAAAAAUCCGGCGGCCACGUCGCCGCUCUCCCCAUCCUCGGUCUCGCGCAGCCCGCGGAGGCCAGUUCGGAAAAGCAGCCGGCGACCACCUGGAGCAGGAAGACUGGGACUGGAGGGCGCAGAGACAAGAUGAUGCGGCAGGCAUACGCAGUCAUGACGCGCUGGAGCGCGACUUCGACUGGCGCAUUGUCGCUAGUGUCCAGAACAUCCACGAUAUUUCGGCCCAACCCUCCCGCAGACAUCAACUUGAUGCAGGUGUCCUCAUCCUCAUCCUCCCCCGCCCCACAGCGGCUCUGGGCCGCAUCUGCGGCCACGGCGGCGAUGUGGAAGACACAGACCUGGGCUGUGAGGAGCUCCGCGGAGCGCGUUUCGAGCAACGCGGCGUUCUGCCAGUGCUCCUCGCGCAUGGUGGCAAGCUCUCGCGGGAGUUUGCUCCUGUACGCCUCAACCCAGGAAGCGGUGGCGUAUGUGUCUUCUGUUAGUAUUGUGUAG